Molecule: messenger RNA, 6639 nt
Organism: Thlaspi arvense
Lineage: Eukaryota; Viridiplantae; Streptophyta; Magnoliopsida; Brassicales; Brassicaceae
Source: the annotation of a GenBank genome assembly
AUGAGUUCUUUGAUAGAAUCGCAGUUACAGGCCCUCAAGUCGGCUGCACAAGCCGAUACAGAGCCUUCGAAGAGACCCUACACACGCCCUUCGAUCCUCUACAGCCCCAAAGAAGCAGCAGAUAUCGAUAUCGAGUCGAUUUACGAGCUCGGAAUCAAAGGUCUUGAAGUGCUUGGAAACAAAGAUGAGAGGUUUAAGAAUUUCAUGAGCGAUUUGUUUUCUCAUAAAAGUAGAGAAAUGGAUAGGGAGUUGAUGAGUAAGGAAGAAAAUGCUCGGAUCGAUGCAUCAAUCAGUUCGUAUCUGCGUCUACUCUCGGGUUAUCUCCAGUUUAGCGCAUCCUUGGAGACCCUUGAGUAUCUGAUACGAAGAUACAAGAUUUAUCUUUACAAUGUAGAAGAUGUGGUUUUAUGUGCUUUGCCAUACCACGACACGCAUGCAUUUGUCCGUAUUGUUCAGCUGCUUUCGACUGGAAAUACCAAGUGGAAAUUUCUGGAUGGUGUGAAAAAUUCAGGUGCUCCACCUCCUAGAUCGGUUAUUGUUCAGCAGUGUAUACGUGAUAUGCAGGUCUUGGAGUCCGUGUGUGACUAUGCAUCUCGGAGUAAGAAGUAUCAGCCUUCAAAACCCGUGGUCAGCUUCUCCACAGCUGUUGUCGUCGAGGUUCUAGGUUCUGUUGCAACGGUUGAUGGAGAUAUCGUAAAGCAUAUUUUACCAUUUGUCGAAUCUGGUCUUCAAUCUGCUGUUAAAGGAUGUUUAGAUCAGCAGGCUGGUGCGUUAAUGGUUGUUGGCAUGUUGGCUAGCAGAGCCAUGCUCAAUGAUAAUCUUAUCAAACGCUUUAUGAGGUCAAUCAUCGACAUUGCUCGUGAACAUGCCAAAGAAUCCUCUGAUCCUCAUUGGCUUCGAUUGUCAAUUCUGGCAUUGAUUAACUUUGUUCAGUUGCAAUCUGUUGACUUGAUCCCAAAGAAAGCUUUGGACCUUUUAAAGGAAAUAAGGAAUAUUUCGGGUGUUCUUCUAGGCUUGUCCAAAGAGUUCAACACAAAGAGAUUCCUGGCAGUGUUACUAGAUUCUCUUCUUCUUUACAGUUCAUCUGAUGAUCAAUGUUGUGAAACAUUAGUUUCGAUAAUUGAUAAUCUUCCAGUAAACAACUUCGUUGAUCAUAUGAUCUCCAAGGUUUUCUCUAUGUGUAUGACACAAUACCAGAAGAACAGUGGUUUUACAUCUUCUACAUCUGGGAGCUGGGCCAAGAAAAUUAUGGUUGUUGUUGGCAAGAAGUAUUCUGUUGAAUUACGUGCAGCGGUUCAAAAAUUUCUGGAGGAUACUAAAGUUCAGUCGAAGAAGGAGGAUUUGAAGCUAGAGAUGCUGUCUUGUAUGCUCGAUGGGAAUUCAGACAUGUCCAAGUCGUGCUUGGAUUCCAAAUUGUGGUUCCGGCUCCACCAUCCCAAGGCUGCUGUACGCUGUGCUGCGCUUUCCAGUCUAAAUGGUGUUCUCAAGGCUGAUAGUUCUACGGCAGAGAACCUUGUCACAAUUCAGGAUGCUAUACUGCGCCAGCUUUGGGAUGAUGAUCUGGAUGUUGUUCAGGCUGCCCUGUCUCUUGAUCAGUUGCCGAAUAUAGUAACCUCUUCUAGUCUUCUGGAUGCUUUGCUUCACGUGGUGAAACGGUGUGUUGGGAUUCUCCGAUCAGGAGUAUCACAUAAUGUUCAACUCGCAGCUGAUGUAGUUGCUUUGUCCUUAAAAAUUGCUGUCUCAAGCUUCUGUAACCAAGCAGACUCUACUGAAAAAGUUACCUCUGCAAUGUUCCCAUUUCUCUUAAUUCAGCCGAAGACUUGGAAUUUAAACCUACAUGUGCUGAAAUUGGGGAAGGAUGUUGACUGGCCACUUUUCAAGAAUCUUGUUGCUGAUGAUGGAAUGAAAAAGCUCCCAGAUAUCAUGUCUGGAAACAUAUCCUCGAUAAGCAUGGAUAUUAUCAAUGAAUUGGGGGAGGCACUUUCCUUGGAUCCCGAUGAGCGUAGGAUUGAGCUAAUUGAGAGUGCUUGCAACUUUAAGUUGUCUGAAGUUUUGGAAUCAUGCAGCAAUAUUAAAUUGACAGAACAGGAACGCAACAAGCUGCAGAAAGGACUGUUGAUCCGUGAAACUGUGUCCGCAUUAAACAUGGAUAUCGUUGACAAGCUGGUGGAAGCGUUUUUGAUGCACCCUGGUGACAUGAUUCAGUGGCUUACCGUCUCUUGCCAAGAUGCGCCCUUGUCAAAGACACUGUUUUUUAUGUUGUUGAUGCAGUCAUUGCACAAGAUGAAUUCUUCAUCUGACCCGAGUCAAUAUUUGGAUCUUUUCGAGCUUUGCUUUCCCGUUUUGAAGACCGAGUGGGAAGAACUUGAGGUUGCAGUUGACGUUUCUUUGAAAGAGCUGUCGAAAAGCAAUUGCCAAGAACUCUUAUAUCAACAUUUUGAUACCUCUGAUUUUACUGCGCUGAAUUCGAAGCUUCUGAUCUGCUUGUUUUGGAAGUUGGUCGAGUCAUUCAUUAAACUUGAACCGGCCCAUGUCUCUUCGGUUUUUAGCAAAAGGUUGUGUAGCGGACUUGAAGACUUGUUUUUCUUUUUUGCAACAACUCGAUCACGGCAUGUUUUCAAGGAACACCUUCUCUACCGUGUGAGAGAAGCCAAAGUCUGUCCUGUUUUGUUUCUCUCCCAACUUAUAUCACGAGAAGAUGCCCCACCUAUGGUCCAUAUCGAAAGUCUCAAAUGUUUCUCGUAUCUUUGCGCCAACGGGAAUAGUGAAUGGUCGAUUCAAAUACUCUCUAGCGUUCCUGUAAUUUUGGUUCCAAUUUCGAGUGAUAAUCAGGACCUUAAAUCAGCUGCCAUGAAUUGCAUUGAGGCCCUCUUCAACCUACGGUGUCGUGUCGACUCUAGCAAAAAAAAUGGGAGUGCUGCAAUCUGUAGUAGUUCUUUUGAUGAAUUGUUGGGAAUGAUCGUUCAACAACGGAGACUUAUAUUGUCGGAUAAUAAAUUUCUUCCAUCCUACUUGGCGUCGUUGCUCGGUUCAACCCCUAACGACUUACUAGUGCCAGUUGACCUUCAAAAAAGGUUUGAUCAAGCCACAAAAGAAAAUAUUCUUUCGUUCAUUUUAUUGCGUGCACAAGAGCUCCCUGCUUAUGGAAAGCUAAGAGUCCUAUCAUUGCUAAAAGGUCUGGGCAUCAUGCUUCUGCAUGAUGAAAAUGUUAAGUCAUUGUCUCAGCUUCUAGAUAAACGUAGUCAACACUACUUUAAACUGGACACAACUUCCCAACCAAUAUCAGACACCGAGGUCGAUUUAUUGUGUCUUCUUCUGGAGUGCUCCAUGAUGCGUUCAGCGUCGUAUAAAGGGCAGUCUCUUGAUGAUCAUAUACUGAACGCAUUGAAAUUGGAUUCAAUGGCCUCAGAACAUCCCGCUGUUAUCUCUCCAUGUCUCACUGUUCUGGAGAAACUAAGCAAUCAAUUUUAUGCUGAACUGAAGACCGAUGUUCAGAUUCGUUUCUUCCACAAGCUGGUGUCUCUGUUUCGAAGUACAAGUGGCAGAAUACAAAAUGGUGCCAAAGAAGCUGUCUUACGCCUGAAGAUUUCUUGUUCAACGGUGGCCCACACCCUUAAUUAUAUCACUCAGCAGGAUAAUCUUGUCAUUGAUUCCUUAAGCAAGAAGAAGAAACAGAAAAAAGAUUCAAAAUCAUGUCUUGAAGAAGAUGUAAAUGGUGGGGAACUUCUAAGAGGAGAAAAGGCUCUCUGUUUCAUUGCUUCAUUACUUGACAUGCUACUUCUAAAGAAAGAUCUAACUCACAGGGAGUCACUUAUAGGACCUUUGUUUAAGAUCCUAGGAAAAUCUAUGUCUAAUGAAUGGGUGAACAUUGCUUCUUCCGCUGAGGAAACCUCGGUCCAGCCUCCUCAGGAUGGUACCUCUAUCUCUUCCAUCCAACAGACAAUGCUCUUAAUCCUGAAAGAUAUUUUUGAUUCUCUGGAUAUGAAUCCUUUGAAGGCCGACUUAGCAAAUGAAAUCAAUGUUAAGAUGCUGGUUGAGUUUGCUCAUUCAUCAAAUGAUGGAGUGACACGGAACUAUAUCUUUUCCCUCUUCACUUCAAUUGUUAAAAUUGUCCCAGAUCGAGUUUUGGACCAUAUUAUCAGCAUACUUACACUUGUUGGUGAAUCAACGGUGACACAGAUUGAUAGCCACUCGAAGUCUAUAUUUGAGGGGUUUAUAUCAUCAGUGAUUCCAUUUUGGUUGUCUAAGACCAAGAGCGAGGAGCAGUUGCUCCAGAUUUUUGUUAAAGUAUUGCCUGAUAUUGUUGAGCAUAGAAGGCGCGCGAUUGUAGCUUACCUGCUGGGAGUUAUAGGUGAACAAAAGGGCUUGCCUUCUUUGCUUGUCCUCUUAUUCCAGUCUUUGAUUUCAAGGAAAGACUCAGCUUGGCUUGGUAACGCCCAGAAUUCGGAAAGUUUUACUUCCAUUGUUAAGAGGGAGUGGGAGUAUGCUUUUGCCGUGGAAAUAUGCGAACAAUAUUCUUCUUCGACAUGGCUCUCAUCCCUGGUCAUUCUUCUUCAAACGAUCAGCAAAGACAGUUCUAGUGUAGAAUGUUUCUUUCAGAUGCGGCUCGUCUUAGAGUUUAUAUUUCAGAAGUUGCAAGACCCAGAAUUUGCCUUUGCAGUGUCACGUGAACCAAUAAAUAAUGUUUCAGAUGGCAUUCAGGUAAAGCCUCUGUUUAAUCCUAUUCAUGUUCAAGAACUACAGGAGCUUAUGAAGGGUUGUAUAUCUCUCCUGCAAGCUGUUGAUGCCACAAAGGAGAAAGAUGUGACUUCUGCGGUUAGAAAGGAAAUCAAAAUGCGUAUACAUGAUGUCUUGAUGACUGUUACAGGAGCCAUGGAUCUGUCUAUAUAUUUCAGAGUUGUUACUAGCUUGCUUCAGCAGCAGUCGGAUCGUAAUGGGACGAAAAAGGUACUUGGGCUUAUAAGUGAGAAAGCGAAGGACACUUCUUCUUCUAAACUGAAACACAAGAGGAGGCUCCAAAGAAGAAAUCCUUGGCUGAACUUGGAUGAGGCUGCUAUUGUAUCUUUCGGGGAGAUGUGUGAGGCAAUUGUCCAUCUAAUUGAUGAGACAGAUGAUGAUACAAGUGUUCCAGCUAAACGAGCUGCCAUUUCUACACUGGAAGUUUUGGCUAGCAGGUUUCCCUCUGGUCAUCCAAUCUUCGGCAAGUGCCUUACAUCUGUUGCAGAAGGCAUCAGCUCAAAGAAUUUGGGAGUUUCUUCAAGCUGUCUUCGUACAACCGGUGCGUUGAUCAAUGUUCUUGGACCAAAGGCGCUCGUUGAACUUCCAAGCAUAAUGAAAAAUUUGGUAAAACAAUCGGGCGAAGUAUCUUCUGCAUCGAAGAGUGGUGGAAACCCAACAGCUGAAGAACAGUUGCUUAUGCUGUCUGUUCUAGUCACUUUGGAAGCAGUGAUUGAUAAACUUGGAGGUUUCCUAAAUCCUCAUCUAGGGGAUAUUAUUAGACUCAUGGUGCUGCAUCACGAAUAUGUUUCUGACAUCGACAAGAAUCUCAAGUCCAAGGCAAAUGCCAUUAGGAGACUCCUUACUGAUAAAAUACCGGUUCGUCUCACUCUGCAACCACUCCUACGAGUAUACGAUGAGGCUGUUGGCUCUGGGAAUGCAAGUUUGGUGAUUGCUUUUGAUAUGCUAGAAAACAUGGUUGCGAAAAUGGAUAGAUCAUCUAUUGUUGGCAACCAUGCGAAGAUUUUCGACCAAUGCUUAGUUGCACUUGAUAUUCGGCGUCAAAAUCCAGCAGCGAUUGAGGACGUUGAUGACGCGGAGAGAAGCGUAACCAAUGCAAUGGUUGCUCUCACAAAGAAGCUAACAGAGUCUGAGUUCAAACCGCUUUUCAUCAGGAGUAUUGAUUGGGCAGAGUCAGAUAUUGUAGACGGAUCAGGGAGUGAAAGCAAGAGCAUUGACCGAGCUAUAUCUUUCUAUGGUCUAGUGAAUAGACUCUGUGAGAGCCACAGGUCCAUAUUCGUACCAUAUUUCAAGUUCGUGCUUGAUGGUAUUGUAUCGCAUCUCACCAGUGCCGAAGCAUCAGAUUCAACCAGGAAGAAAAAGAAAGCCAAGAUUCAGGAAACAUAUGACACUAUAACACCAAAAAGCUGGCAUCUUAGAGCAUUGGUGAUUUCUUCCCUGAAGAAUUGUUUUCUGCAUGAUACGGGAAGCUUGAAGUUUCUCGACACAAAUAACUUCCAGGUGCUUCUGAAGCCUAUAGUCGCACAGCUUGUUGUUGAACCGCCAUCUUCAUUAAAGGAGCAUUCACAUGUACCAUCUGUAGAAGAGGUUGAUGACUUGCUAGUUUCAUGCAUUGGUCAAAUGGCAGUUGCUUCGGGCUCUGACCUCCUCUGGAAGCCGCUGAACCAUGAGGUGUUGAUGCAAACAAGGAGUGAGAGCGUACGUUCGAGGAUACUGAGUUUGAGGAGUGUGAAACAGAUGCUGGACAAUCUGAAGGAAGAGUAUCUUGUGUUGCUCGCUGAAACCAUUCCCUUCUUAGUUGAACUACUGGAAGACGUUGAGCUCUCUGUCAAGUCUUUGGCUCAAGAUAUCAUCAAACAGAUGGAAGAGAUGAGCGGUGAAAGUCUGUCGCAAUACUUCUGA